Messenger RNA from Closterium sp. Yama58-4, 226 nucleotides. Lineage: Eukaryota; Viridiplantae; Streptophyta; Zygnematophyceae; Desmidiales; Closteriaceae. The record is from the annotation of a GenBank genome assembly.
UGGCAGCGCUGCUGAGGAUGAAGACAGCCUUGGGAGUGACGCACACAGGGUGGGCGGCAAACACUGUCUGCACUCUGGCAGGGACAGCUGGCACUGUAACGAGUGGGAGCUUGACGGGUGUGGAGUGUGACUCAGCUAGAAAUCCCGUCAAGAUCACUCUCAACAACCAGCAGCUGUUCGGAGUGCUCCCUACUGACGUCACCAAACUCUCAGUGCUCACGUACCU